UCAUGUAUUUGAACGCAAUUACCCCUUAUUAUCUCAUUCCACCUGAGGAAUGAGAUAAGAAUUGAAUCAUGAAUUGUGGACCAAAUGAAUUGAAAUCAUGAAUUCUUUAAUUCAGUUCCAAAACAUAUCAAUUCAACCACACUCACAUAACGCCACCUUAUCAUUUUCAGCCCGCUAAUAUAGCAAAGGAAAAAUACAAAUCCAUCAUUCCCACAACCGAAAUGAUACUUCUACUCUCAAUAAUAGUUCCCAUAAUAGUGAUAUACCUUCUCCACAAAUGCAAAACCUCACCACAAAACGACGUCGUUCGACUCCCACCCGGCCCUCCCGGCCUGCCGUUGAUCGGAAACCUCCUCCAAAUCGGCUCCGCCGCCGACCUACCCUUCUACCUAUGGCAACUCUCAAAGAAAUACGGCCCCAUCAUGCAGAUGAGAAUAGGCUGCGUGCCUAUGCUCAUAAUCUCUUCCCCAAAACUAGCCCAAGAAGUGAUGAAAACACAAGAUUUAGCCUUUUGCAACCGCACAAAAUUUCUAGGGCAGAAGAAAUUGAGCUACAACUGUACGGACAUGACGUUCUCGCCCUACGGCGAGUACUGGAGGGAGGUGAGGAAGAUCACAGCCGUCCAUCUCUUCAGCUUGAAAAAAAAGCAAUCCUUCCGCCCCAUACGAGAGGACGAGGUCUCUCGUAUGGUGGCAAAGAUUCGGAGCUUAUCCAGCUCCGAAUCCCAAGAGCCACGGCCCGUGGAUCUGAGCCACGUGGCAAUGACUCUUGGCAGAAGUUUGAUAAGCAGGUUCGCUUUUGGCAAGAGAUACGACGGCGGUGGGCCCGAGGCUAGAAUGUUCGAGAAGCUUCUGCACGACGCUGAGGCAGCACUGAUGCAGUUUUACGUGUCGGAUUAUUUUCCGUCGCUGAUGUGGGUGGAUAGGCUGUCGGGAGCCGUUGAUCGCGUCGAUAGAAUUUUCGACGCUCUGGAUUCGUUCUACCAGAAGCUCAUCGACGAGCAUCUCGACCCGAGGAGGGCGAAGGAGGAGAAGGAGGAAGAGGAGGAUAUUUUGGAUGUAUUGAUCAAGAUUAAAGAAGAGAAACUAAGCUCGAUCGAUUUCGACUGGGAUCGCGUUAAAGCACUUUUAGCGGAUAUAUUUAUUGCCGGAACGGAUACAAGUGCAGCAUCAAUUGUUUGGACCAUGACAGCCUUGAUCAAGGCACCAAAAGUAAUGCAGAAGGUACAAGCCGAGAUCCGAAAUUUGGUGGGCAAGAAAGGUGAAGUAGAUGAAGAUGAUUUUGCCAAUCUUCCCUAUCUAAAAGCAGUCAUAAAGGAGACAUUUAGAUUGUACCCUCCAGCUCCACUGCUUGUACCUAGACAAACAAUCGAAAAAUGCACACUUGAGGGCUACGAAAUUCAACCGAAAACGGUGGUUUAUGUAAACGCGUGGGCGAUUGCAAGAGAUGCCGAGUAUUGGAAAAAUCCAGAUGAGUUCGUGCCCGAGAGGUUCUUGAAUAGCACUAUUGAUUUUAAAGGGCAAGAUUUCGAGCUCAUUCCCUUUGGGUCGGGACGAAGAGUAUGCCCCGGAAUGCUUAUGGGACUAUCAAAUGUGGAGCUAACAGUUGCGAAUCUUCUCUACUCUUUUGAUUGGGAACUGCCCGCAGGAAUUCGGUCAGAAGAUAUCGAUACUGAUCCUCUGCCUGGAAUCACGAUGCAUAAGAAAAAUCCAUUGCUCCUUGUAGCAAAAAAAUAUGAUGUUUAGGAAAAUAUAUAUACGUAAUUCCACUUAUUUAUAAAUAAAUGUAUAUAGAGUUCAAAAUAUUGGAGCAACGUAGGUUUUGGAAGAAGUUA
This is a messenger RNA of Salvia miltiorrhiza (redroot sage), 1834 nucleotides long. RefSeq names its product 6,7,8-trihydroxycoumarin synthase-like. Gene Ontology annotation, molecular function: oxidoreductase activity, acting on paired donors, with incorporation or reduction of molecular oxygen; heme binding; iron ion binding. Bases 222 to 1745 code for a protein of 507 amino acids. The transcript is spliced from 2 exons. NCBI's taxonomy places the organism in Eukaryota, Viridiplantae, Streptophyta, Magnoliopsida, Lamiales, Lamiaceae. The record is from RefSeq and is a predicted model, not a curated record.